AUGUGUGAUCGAGCCAGGCAGAUUGACGAGGCGGCGGGGAAGGGCCUGAUUGAAGGCGAGAAGCAGCAAUGCCUGGAGGAGCAAAAGGAGGAGCUGGCGCGCCUCUGCGCCCAGCUGGACGCCACGUGGCAGCAGCAGAGUGGCCUGGUCGUGCUGUACACGUGGGCAGCAUGGCUUGGCGAGGAAACACUGGGAUGCCUCGGGAUUGGCCAGGACCUCAGGCUUACGGGUGGGGAGGGAUGGGGCGGAUCGGCGACUGGAGGAGGAGAAGCACGAGGGGGUGAAGCAUCAGUAGCAGGUGCAGCUGCUGCAGCCACAUUCUCAUGCUCAUGCCAAGAUGCAGGGAUGGGUGUGGGUGUGAGUGCAGACGUAGGGGGUUACUGCAGGGCAGUGUACGAGGGCAUGUCUCUACAGGACGACCUAGCUCUCCUCAAGCGGUGGAGCAAGGAGAUGGGCGACCGUGUGUUCAGAGCGUCGCUCCACGCGUGCGCCAUCUGCUUCUCUGAGAAGCCCGGCUCCGAGUGCGUGCGUGCCGCGUGCACACAUGCAUUCUGCAUGGCGUGCAUGAGGACGUUUGCAGAGGCGCAUGUGGCUGAGGGGAACCUGCAGGCGCUCAAGUGCCCUGACACCAAGUGCCGCGCUCCUCUUUCCUAUGAUCUCCUGCGCACACUCCUCCCUGCUGACCUCUUCUCCCGGUGGGAUCAACUCACCCUGCAGCGCUCGCUAGACGCCAUGCCAGACAUUGCCUUCUGCCCGCGCUGCUCCCAGCCGGCUGUAGAGAACCCUUCUGACCACCACGCGCUGUGUCCCGGGUGCUUCUUCUCCUUCUGCGGGAUGUGCCGCGAGGCCUUUCACCGAGGCAGGACCUGCAUCACUCCUGAACUUGCACUCAAACUCAUGAAGGUGCGGAAGCAGGAGCGAUCUUUGGCGGAGGAGGAGUUGUGGAAGCAAAAUGAUUUGGAGCAGCAAGUGCUUAGCCGCAAGUGA
Molecule: messenger RNA, 987 nt
Organism: Closterium sp. Yama58-4
Lineage: Eukaryota; Viridiplantae; Streptophyta; Zygnematophyceae; Desmidiales; Closteriaceae
Source: the annotation of a GenBank genome assembly